UAGCUGCUAUAUACAGUUCUCAGGAAGUAUAAGGCACAAGCUGGUGAAACCCUUCCAGCACAAAUCACAGACUUCUCUCAACUCCUCCCAGUCCACACUGCUCAGUCUACUCCUCCUGUUCACGUGACUGAUCACAUCACGUCAUCACAGUUCCCUCAGCCCACUAGCAUCUAGCAUCUACCUCGUACAGACAGCACUUUGUAUUGCUCAGGAAAAGGAGACGUUGGAGUUCUGUACCUCCUUAGACCCUACGGUCGCCUGCCUGUGGAUGUUGUCUGCCUACACCGUAGAUAUCUGUUGGACAUACUGUUUGCAACGUGGACUGUUGUAGUGAGUGGGUGCUGUGAGUGUACACUGUAGGUUCAUUGACAGGAGGUAAAGUAAAGCUUUGCCUCUGCUGCGAGAUUCCCCUGCAACAGCUAAAAGAUUGGGGGCUGGUUGCUGGCUUGAAUGGUUGCCAUGCGUGUCUGUUCAUCAUCUGUUGAUUUCGAAGAGAUAUAUUAGAGAUCUAGAACCGGCAGAAAUCUAUAUGUCGAUGAACUCGGUUGCACGCCUGACCACCUUACAUGGUUGUUCGUAAUAGUCGUUGAUCAGCUGGAGAAGUUAAUGGCCAGUACCUGAACUGGAGAUCAAGGGUUUAGACACUCCUUACAUCGGUCAUUGACUUGAGCGCUCACUUGGAUUAAUUCCUUUCAACAGACUUUGCCGGAUGCGGUGAAGCCCACAGGUGGAUGGAUGGAUGGUGAAGAAGCAUGAUCUACCCCGGCCUGGCUAGCCUCAUCAAGGGGCUCCUUCUAGCCACUGUGACGCUAGGAUCUGCAGGAAAGGCAUCUGGACUGCAGUUUAUAGGUCGUGGGUACAACCUGACAGUCUCUCAAGGACAUGAAGCCAAGCUGAACUGCAGUUUAUUGGGCAUGGAGUUGCCGGAGAUCCAGUGGCUGAAGGAUGGCAUCGUAGUGCAGAGUGCUGACCAGAUGUACAUUCCAGUGAUUGAAGAUCAUUGGAUCAGCUUCCUCAGCUUAAAGAACGUUGAGCGUCCAGAUGCUGGAAAAUACUGGUGCGAAGCGGAAAAUAACGGCUUGGAGGUUGUGUCCGAGGCCAUUUGGAUUAUGGUGGAAGGUGUCCCGUAUUUCACCAUGGAGCCGGAGGACAUGGCAGUUUUAAAAAACACCUCCUUUAAUAUUUCUUGUGCGGCAGUAGGACCACCAGAGCCUCUCACCAUUAUAUGGUGGAUGGGCGAUUCCCCUGUUCAAAGGAAGCCAGAGGGCUCCCCAUCUGUUCUGUCAGUACCAGGAAUCCAUCAGACUACUGUGUUCUCAUGUGACGCUCACAACCCUAAGGGGGUCUCCUCAUCCAGAGCAGCCAUUGUUCAUGUCAAAGGACUGCCGCAUCCACCAUAUAAAUUGGCCGUAGGCGAGGUGACAAGCAGCACAGCAGCCGUGACCUGGAGUCCAGGGUUUGACAACUAUUCUCCACUCCUCUCUUGCACAAUGCAGGUUCUGCUGUUACAAGAUCAACGUGACAUGUAUUCCCAGAGUAUUAUCGUACCGCCAUACAGUGUUGUCUUAGAUGAACUGAAGCCGCUGAGCAAUUACAGCGUCCGUCUGCAGUGCGCCAAUGAAGUGGGAAAUUCAGAUUUCACAAACUGGAUAACUUUUCAGACAUUAGAGUCCGUUCCACUUCUUGCACCACAAAAUGUCCAUCUUACGAAGACCAACUCUGGCUUAAUGUUAGAAUGGGAAGAAGUUCCACAAGAUCUGCAAGACUAUAGUCUACAGGGAUACAAAGUGCAGUGGGAGCAGGACAAUAUAACACAGGGAGAGGUGGUUGUUCAGGGAAAUCAAGUAAACCUGACUUUCUGGGAUCCUCAGAAGGACCUAACCGUGAGGGUCUGUGUGGCCAAUUCUGCUGGGUGCGGACCUUGGAGUGACUUUGUUCUUGUGGCCUCCAAAGCUGACCGACAAAGAAGACCGCAUGCACGAAUGUCUUGGGUCCCACUGGUUUUGGGUAUCCUCACUGCCUUAGUGACAGUUGUGGCUAUGACCUUAAUCUUUUUGCGAAAAAGAAGAAAAGAAACAAGAUUUGGGCACAUGUUUGGCUCCAUGCUCGGUCGGGGCGGCCCAGUCAUCCAGUUUACUGCGGCCAGGUCGUUCAACAGGAGAGGAACUGAGGUUUUGGAGGCUACAUUGGAUAGUAUCGGCAUAAGUGAUGAGCUGAAAUCCAAGCUUACAGAUGUUCUCAUUCAGCCACAGCAUUUUACCUUAGGACGGACACUAGGAAAAGGAGAGUUCGGCUCUGUUAGAGAAGCUCAGCUGAAGACAGAAGAUGGCUCCCUGCAGAAGGUUGCAGUCAAGAUGCUGAAAACGGAAAUUUUCUGCUCCAGUGACAUUGAAGAAUUCUUGAGAGAAGCCGCUUUCAUGAAGGAGUUUGACCAUCCAAACGUUUGCAAAUUAAUAGGAGUGAGUUUGAGAAGUCGUACCAAGGGAAGGCUUCCAGUUCCAAUGGUAAUCCUGCCAUUUAUGAAACAUGGAGAUCUUCACACCUUCCUCCUGAUGUCACGCAUUGGGGAUGAGCCCAUUAAUCUGCCAAUCCAAACCCUAGUCCGGUUUAUGAUUGACAUCUGCAGUGGAAUGGAGUAUCUUAGUUCAAAACAUUUUAUACACAGAGAUCUGGCAACCCGCAACUGCAUGUUAAAUGAGGACAUGACAGUGUGUGUUGCCGAUUUUGGUCUCUCCAAGAAGAUCUACAGCGGGGACUAUUACCGUCAGGGAUGCGCAUCCAAGCUUCCUGUAAAAUGGUUGGCACUGGAAAGCCUGGCAGACAAUGUUUACACCGUGUACAGUGAUGUGUGGGCUUUCGGUGUCACCCUUUGGGAGAUAGUCACCCUGGGACAAACCCCUUACGCCGGCAUCGAGAAUUCUGAAAUCUACAGCUACCUCCUUGCUGGAAAUAGAUUGAAGCAGCCGCCGGACUGUCUGGAUGAGCUGUAUGAAAUGAUGUGCCAGUGCUGGACCACUGAGCCCAAGCGGAGGCCCGGUUUUUCCGACCUGAGAAGACGUCUGGAGGCUAUCUGGGGCCGAUUAUCUGUGCUAUCAGGAAGUCAAGAUCCGCUGUACGUAAACCUCGGGGAGACUUGUGGAGCUUCUGCUGCAAACUCCAUUUUGCACUCUGCAUUUGACAAUAUCGACCAAUGCUGCGUGGACACUACUCAGACGUGCGGCGCGGCGGCGGUCAGUAGCGACUAUCGCUAUAUUGUGAACCCUGGGUGCCUUAGAGAAGCAGACGAGUGGCCUCCUAAUGGACAAACUGCAGAAGCCAGAGGCCUCCUAAAUAUAGAUGAGGAGGAGGAGGAGGAAGAGGAUGAAGAUGAGGAGGAAGAAGAAGAACGACUUCAGGAAGCUCAUGUUGUUAUUAACCUCUAGUACAAACCUCUUGAUGGAAAGGUGUCCAUGACUUUAGAUGUCUAUGGGGACCAGGAGACACCAGCUAGGAAGGGGAGUAGCAGUCAGCAGAGCUCUUUCUGAUGAUCCCUACUGAAUAUUUAAAGAGCCCCUUACCCCGGUAAGCUAUUACCCUGUGUACAAGGCCCAAAGAUCUUGCAGGGUUAUAAAUCAGGAUUUUUAUGCACCACAUCUCCCUGUGAUGUCUUGCCAACAAUGAUGGAAACAAAUGGCCUUCACUGCCGUUAGUUUAUCUAGACCGGUGUUUUCCAUUCAGCCUUUAGCUGUACAGGCAUGCUGGAAGUUGAAGUUUUGCAACAGCCGGAGGCCUAUUGUGUUGGAAACACUGGUCUAGAGCAGUGGUCUUCAACCUGAGGACCUCCAGAUGUUGCAAAACUACAACUUCCAGCAUGCCCGGACAGCCGUUGGCUGUCCGGGCAUGCUGGGAGUUGUAGUUUUGCAACGUCUGGAGGUCCGCAGAUUGAAGAUCACUGGUCUAGAGGGUCCUUUCGUGAAGCGGCACUUGAAUUGGGCAGCUGUAAAAGGGCCCAUAGAGUAUUUUCCCACAUAGGUUUAUUGCAGAAAUUUCUGCAACUCUCUACACCCGCAGAAAAGCACCCUGCAGCCACAACCAUGUUCAGGUGUUGAAAAUUGAUUUUUUUUUCUGCAAUUCAUCUGCCCUUACUUCUACCUGUAUAUAUGGUAACCGGUUAAUACCAACAAUGUUGUCUGACUCUGCUCCCGGCUUAGUCGCCUGCAAAAACAUCAUGCAUGCUCAGGUGAUCCAAGCAAGCGUGUCCGGCCUCCUUAUAAUGCACAGAAGUACUUUGAAAGUGAGACUCCUAGCGGGCUGUGAUACCUUUUAUAGCAUUAAGGCUUAUGAAUGGCCCUGAAAGGGAAUCUGUCAGCUGUGAUUCACAUUCCACACUUCUAACACUGUUAGACAGCUGUGAGAGACAUGUUACUUUUCAUAGAUCUGUCUGUACUUCUAAAACCUAGAAAAAUGCUUUUAUUUUGUGGUGCCGAGAGUCAGUGGCGUUCCCAAGCCCCUGAAGUGGAUUACUUCCUCGCUUCCCCUCCCAUUCCUGUCUCUGAUUGACCGUGCUCGGCUUCCAGCUGACUGUCAAUCAGUCAGAGGCAUUCCAAAGCCCCUGAAGUGCUGUGAUGUGGAACACUUUCAUGCUUCCCCUCCAGACCUUGCUUGAUUGACAGGCAGCUGUAAGCAGAGCCCUGUUUCUAAAUCAGCACUGAGUAUUCAGAUUGAUUAGCAACACCUCCAUUACGUAGAAAAACACUUCUAUUUUAUGGUGCAAAGAGGCGUUCCCAAGCCCCUUAUGUGCUGUGAUCUGGAUUAGUUCCUCGCUCCCCCUCCCAUUCCUGUCCCUGCUUGAUAGACAGUCAGCUGAAGACCAAGCCCUGUUUGCAUAUCUGGGCUGUGCAUACAAAUUGCUUGGAAACACCUCCAUAACCUAGAAAAACACUUUUAUUCUCUGGUGCAAAGAGUCAAACUGAGCAUUGCAUUUUGGCUAAGAUCAAGUAUAGUAUAUAUUCUUAUCAGUUUAAUAUCUGACACGCCCCCUAUCUGGGGACAAUAUAUUAAAUGGAUUUUUGAGAACGGGGGACGAUUUUGAAGCUUGCUUCCGUCGCCCUAUGCAUUGACCCGAUAUGGUAGUAUCUUCGGGUACAGUGUUCCCAAACAAUUUGCAUUCACAGUGCAAGUGUGAGAAUUGGAAAAAGGGCUCAGCUUCCAGCUGACUGUCAAUAAAGCAGGGGGGGGGGGCAGAUAGGUGAUGUCCCACCUCUCAACAAUUCGGGGUUUGGUAACACCUCUUUAACACUUUUUUUUAUAGGUAAUGGAAGCACAGAUAAAUAUAUGAAAGGUAGUUUGGAAAGUGAAUUGCAGCUGACAGAUUCCCUUUAAAGCCAUUUAUUAAAUGUAUUAGCCUCAAACAUCCACGUGGAAAUGUCAGUUUCUUUUAUUUCCAAUCAUGAAUGAACUACUAAUCGAUUUAGUGUCUCGCUCAUAAAACACACUGUAUAACUAAAAAACAAAAAAAUCAGGUGACUGUGAGGUCUAUGUCUUCUACUGUACAUCUUCAUAUUUAGGAAUAGCAGAUUGGCCCUUGUUUCGAGGAGAUCCAGGGAAACCUUAGAUGUAUAUAUUUUUUUACAUGACUAAAGAUCAUAGCUCGCGAUCUCUUAUUUUUAAGAAUGGUAUCACAGCCGUAGCACACUGGCGACUUGACGGUGAGACGUUCUCUCUUCACAGCGACCCCCUGGAUCAACUACUCAAUGCAAUAUAAUGGAGAAAGCCCCGAUUUCCAGUCGGGCGUAAACAUAUAAGCUUUUUAUCUAAAUGGACUUGGACUAUAAGCAGCAGAAUAUAUAGAGGGAGAACUGUGACGUCAAUACGGACAUUUUUAGCUGAAACAGUUGGUUCCGUCAAAGCAGAAUUCUGCUGCGCUAGAAGAGACUUGAUUUGCAUGUAUCAUAUUUAGUUCAUAUAAUAAUGUAUGUUGUUUUUUUGUUGUUUUUUGUUUUUUUGUUUUGUUCUGUCAGUUUUUUAGCCAAGCGAACAACUGUUGUACUAUUAUGCUUCCAGAACCAAAAUAAUAUUUUUCUAGAAUGUGUGACUGAAUUUAUUUGCACUGAACAGCCUGAGUGAAAUUACAUCAAUAAUUGAUUCGUUUUUUUACAAUGGUUUUAGAAACCAGGGAUGUUUUUAACAUGUACCUCCCAUUAGGGUACAUUUACACUGUUACAAAAAAAAGUUAUGUCACUUGUUGGUAGAGAAGUCAUGUUGGGUAGCUGCUUACAUAAACUGCGUGGCUCACAGGGAAAGUCAAUGGGAAUUAAGCAAAUUGCGCAAGUUCCCCGCUUCGGCGGCUUUCCUGACCACCUUGGCAGCUGCAAACAGGCCAGAAUUGGCUGGAAAAAGAGGAGGUAAGAAGAUGACACAACCCCUUUUUAAAGUGUACCUGUUAUUAUACCAACUUUUCACAUGUCUUGGGACAUGUCAAAAGUUUUUAUUGGUCGUGGUCUAAGGGUCUAUUCACAUGGCAGAAUUUCCGUUACGGAAUUCCGCCU
Hyla sarda is the source of this 6527-nucleotide messenger RNA. It is a transcript of the gene TYRO3, whose product is annotated as TYRO3 protein tyrosine kinase. Gene Ontology annotation, molecular function: protein binding; transmembrane receptor protein tyrosine kinase activity; ATP binding. The coding region runs from base 753 to 3422 and encodes 889 amino acids. Gene Ontology annotation, cellular component: signaling receptor complex. The transcript is spliced from 20 exons. The record is from RefSeq and is a predicted model, not a curated record. NCBI's taxonomy places the organism in Eukaryota, Metazoa, Chordata, Amphibia, Anura, Hylidae. Gene Ontology annotation, biological process: phagocytosis; cell migration; cell surface receptor protein tyrosine kinase signaling pathway.